UUGGCAGAUGGAAGAGGAGGAAAAGCCCCGGAGAUCCCUCUCGAGGAGGGGCUGCAAACCCAGCCCAGGGAGCUGCGAGGAGGAAAGACCCUCCCUGAGCUGGGAAGGCGGCCAGAGAUCCAGGCAGAGCUCAGAGCUGGUGGAGAAGCCUCCUGGAGGAGAGAAGCCCCACGAGUGCUUGGAAUGUGGGAAGGGUUUCAGCUACAGAUCCCAGCUGAUCCUACACCAGAGGAUCCACACUGGCGAAAAGCCCUACGAGUGUGAGGAAUGUGGGAAGAGUUUCAACUACAGCUCCAGCCUGAUACUGCACCAGGUGAUCCACACAGGAGAACGGCCCUACACCUUCUUGGAAUGUGGGAAGAGCUUUGGCAACAGCUCCAACCUGAGAAAACACCAGCGCAUCCACACUGGGGAGAGGUCCUACAAGUGUCCCCAGUGCGGGAAGAGGUUUCUGAGCAGCUCCCAUGUCCUCCGGAUUCACACAGAGGAGAGGCCCUUCCGCUGCCCUGACUGCGGGGAGGGCUUCAAGCAUAACUCCCAUCUCACUGUCCACCGGCGCAUCCACACCGGGGAGAGGCCCUACGAGUGUCCUGAGUGUGGGAAGAGCUUCUCCAGGAAUUCAACCUUGACCCGACACCAACGGAAGAUCCAGUAA
Sturnus vulgaris (Common starling) is the source of this 655-nucleotide messenger RNA. Lineage: Eukaryota; Metazoa; Chordata; Aves; Passeriformes; Sturnidae. The record is from RefSeq and is a predicted model, not a curated record.